AUGUCUUAUCUUAAUUUUGACGAUGGCGCUGCGUGGAGUGCGCCCAUCGAAACCUCUUCUGGUGACAUCGUCAGGGACGCCAUGAAAAAGGAGCAAAUCAUUCAGAGCAUCACAGCGGCUCAAGAUGACCUUCGUGUACUGCUUGAUCGCGUGAAGAGCGUGGAAGCUGACAUUGAAAAACUGUCUUCGGGAAACGCUACAUUGCAGAUGUACAUAGACAAUUUGACUAUGCAGAUGGCGAAGCGUCGUUGA
This is a messenger RNA of Heterobasidion irregulare TC 32-1, 252 nucleotides long. RefSeq lists its product as uncharacterized. NCBI's taxonomy places the organism in Eukaryota, Fungi, Basidiomycota, Agaricomycetes, Russulales, Bondarzewiaceae. The transcript is spliced from 3 exons. The record is from RefSeq and is a predicted model, not a curated record. Bases 1 to 252 code for a protein of 83 amino acids.